Paramecium pentaurelia is the source of this 1651-nucleotide messenger RNA. Lineage: Eukaryota; Ciliophora; Oligohymenophorea; Peniculida; Parameciidae. The record is from the annotation of a GenBank genome assembly.
AUGGGAAUAUGUUCAGCGAAAAGUCAAAAUAAGCAAGAACUAAAAGAACAGCAUGAGAUCCUACCUCAAUAAUCUCCUUAACUUGAUCCUACCUCAGAUGCCUAAAGAAAUUAAAAAUCUGAAACCAACAUACCAAUUAAUAAGUUAGGUGCACAAACAUCCAAACAAAAUCUAAAAGGUAAAAUGGCUCCAAGUCCAUCUACUAAACCUGUUAAACGAAUGGUCUGGGCAGAUUAGAUAAUUGAAAACUCUGGUCAACGUGGUACUCUCAAAACUUGGAUUUCUAUAAAGAAUGCUCAUUUCUCUAAAUACUAUUCAGUUUUGAACAAAGAACAAUCUAAAUGUCAAAUUAAAUUAAAGGAAUAAUUAGCACUCGUACAACACAAUCUUAGCGGUAAGAUUAGAGUAGCUGAAUUCAUUCAAAAAACCUUAGAAGGUGAUUAACUUGUAGAAUCUAUAUUCAAAACUUAAUUAGUAAAUAUUAUCAAUCACUAAUUAUUAGAACCAUCCUAAUUUAAUUAAAUUAGAUGAAAUCUUUCAAGAUGCUUCCAAUUAUUAAAUUAUUCAUGAUUUUUGUAAUGGAGGUUCUUUACAAUAAUAUCUCUCUAAUACAGUUUAUACAUAGUAAUAGGCAGCACUAAUAUUGAAAUAAAUUAUUGAAAUAAUUUCGUAUAUUCAUAAAUUAGAACUGAAUCAUAAUGGAUUAUCAUUAACAUCUUUUCAAAAGUAUAAUUAAUCUAAUUCAAAUUACAUUAAAUUAGUGGAUUAUAAACCAAUUUAUGUAAAAAAAAUGAUUUCAGCAAAAGAUAAUUUAAUGUAUUUAGCUCCAGAAGCCAUUAUGUAACCAGAUAUAUAUACUCAAGAAAGAGAUAUAUGGAGUAUUGGUAUUAUGCUAUACAGAAUGCUAUCUGGCCAAUUUCCAUUUAAAGGAUCGAAUAAAGAUGAACUACUUUAAUCUAUUUAAAAAUAUUAAACAUUUGAUGAAUUUGAUACAGAAUCUAUACCUAGAACUAGUGUAGAUUUCAUUAAAAAAUUAUUGAGAUUUGAUCCAAAAAAGAGAAUCAAACUCAAUUUGGCUUUAAAUGAUUAAUGGGUGAAGCAUAAUAUUGAAAAAUCUUAGGUUGAAUAAGAUCAAAUUGUUAAAUAACUUGAUCAGAAUCAUCCUCUUUCAUUUUUAUAAUGUUGUUUCUUAUAAUUUAUGAUAACUACUUUUUAAUCUGAUUAAGAAUAAUCUUUGUAUUAAAUCUUUGGUUAGUUUGAUAUUAAUCAUGAUGGUAAAAUAAAUAGAUAAGAAUUGACUUAAGCCUACUUAAAACAUUGUUCUAAUCUUUAAGAGGUUAAAGAACAUGUAGAUUCUGUUUUUAAAGGAGUAGAUAUUAAUAGAAAUGGUGAAAUUGAUUUUUAGGAAUUUUUAAUAGGAGUUAUAGAUCGAAAUAUUUUGAUAACUAUCGAUAAUCUAAAAGAGGCAUUUCGCAUAUUAUCAGAUGUAGAAGGUCAUAUUUCCCUUGCAAAGAUGUGUUAAUUGUAUCACAAUAAAAAAUAGCAAUUAAAAUAGUAAUUUUCCGUAUAUGAAAACAAUCAAGUAAUUUUGUAAACAUAUUUAUAGAUUAAUUUUAAAUAAUUUUAGGAAUUAAUGUUUGAUGCUCUAUGA